Closterium sp. NIES-65 is the source of this 2850-nucleotide messenger RNA. Lineage: Eukaryota; Viridiplantae; Streptophyta; Zygnematophyceae; Desmidiales; Closteriaceae. The record is from the annotation of a GenBank genome assembly.
AUGCGGGUGUCGCUCGCGCGUUUCUCGCCGGCCCGCCUGCCGUCGGGCGUGGCGAGGGCGCUGCUGGGGGCGGCGUGGGUGGCGGGAUGGGCGGGGCUGUGCGCGAGGGUAGUGUGGUUCGCGCACUCGCAGGCCGCCAAUCCGCGGCAGGAGGCGAUGCGAGCGUGGUGUCGCACGCGCGUGCGAUACCUCCAGCAGGACAUGCGAUCGUCCAUCGCUCGCGCGCAGCGGGGAGUAGCACUGAUGCGCGCAGGUAACGCCCAUCGGAGUGUGCGCGCAGGUAAGCCCUUUCCCGUAGGUGAGGUCGUCACGAUCUUUGCGGCUGUCCCAUCUCUUCCCACCCAUCUCUCACCCAUCUCUUCCCACCCAUCUCUCACCCAUCUCUUCCCACCCAUCUCUCACCCAUCUCUUCCCACCCAUCUCUCACCCAUCUCUUCCCACCCAUCUCUCACCCAUCUCUUCCCACCCAUCUCUCACCCAUCUCUUCCCACCCAUCUCUCACCCAUCUCUUCCCACCCAUCUCUCACCCAUCUCUUCCCACCCAUCUCUCACCCAUCUCUUCCCACCCAUCUCUCACCCAUCUCUUCCCACCCAUCUCUCACCCAUCUCUUCCUUCCCACCCAUCUCUCACCCAUCUCUUCCCACCCAUCUCUCACCCAUCUCUUCCCACCCAUCUCUCACCCAUCUCUUCCCACCCAUCUCUUCCCACCCAUCUCUUCCCACCCAUCUCCAUCUCUUCCCACCCAUCUCUUCCCGCCCAUCUCCAUCUCUUCCCACCCAUCUCUCACCCAUCUCUUCCCACCCAUCCCCUCCCACCCAUCUCCCACCCAUCUCUUCUCACCCAUCUCUUCCCACCCAUCUCCAUCUCUUCCCACCCAUCUCCAUCUCUUCCCACCCAUCUCUUCCCACCCAUCUCUUCCCACUUUCCAUCUCCCCUCUUUCCAUCACCCCUCUUUCCAUCACCCCUCUUUCCAUCACCCCUCUUUCCAUCUCCCCUCUUUCCAUCACCCACUUAACCCCAUUGGGCUCACGCCACAGGAGUCAGUCGGUUGGGUGACGGUCUUCGGGCACUUUGGCCUGCGCAGCAGCAGCAACCUGAGCUACUUUCCGCCUCCCUCUUUCCGCCUCCCUCUUUCCGCCUCCCUCUUUCCGCCUCCCUCUUUCCGCUUCCCUCUUUCCGCCCUUCCCCUCUUUCCGCCUCCCUCUUUCCGCCUCCCUCUUUCCGCCUCCCUCUUUCCGCCUCCCUCUUUCCGCUUCCCUCUUUCCGCCUCCCUCUUUCCGCCUCCCUCUUUCCGCCUCCCUCUUUCCGCCUCCCUCUUUCCGCCUCCCUCUUUCCGCCUCCCUCUUUCCGCCUCCCUCUUUCCGCCUCCCUCUUUCCGCCUCCCUCUUUCCGCCUCCCUCUUUCCGCUUCCCUCUUUCCGCCUCCCUCUUUCCGCCUCCCUCUUUCCGCCUCCCUCUUUCCGCCUCCCUCUUUCUGCCUCCCUCUUUCCGCCUCCCUCUUUUCAUCUCCCCUGUUCCAUCUCCUGCCCCCCCCUUGCUCCUCCCAUCUCACUCCACAGGAGAUCUAUGGGCGUCGUGAGGAUGAUCGCUCGCGGCGCGAACGCUCCCGUGAGCGCGGGCGUUCGUUGGAGAGGUCACCGCGGAGGCCUGAGCGCUCGCCGCGGAGGCCAGCCUUCCGCGCAGAUCUGGUCCCUCUCGCACCAGAUCGCCGAGGAGAAGGUGCAGAGCGAGAAGGAAGAGGCGGAUCCGAGUCCGUCAGGAUGGGAAGUGACCCGUGGCGGACGGACGCGCGCCACGGAGCUGGUGGCGAUCGUGGAUAUCGUCAGGACACGGGAGCGUAUCGCUCGCCGGACGAAGGUUACCGCCGUCGCGAAGAGCGGAGUCGCGGGCGUGGCCUGGAGGAAUUAUUCUCUGGUCGCCAGGGAGACCUCGAUGUUGACGGAGAGGACGAGGCCGACACGGCGAAUAAGGCGCAGGAGACGGAUCCUGAAGGCGAGGCGAAGGGCGAUGACGAAGCCCAGGAGGAAGGCGCAGGCGGGCAGCGCAAUAUGCCCACUGGAGUCAAGGAGGCCGAUCCGACGCAGGCGGGCGUGGCGGCAGAGCCAAGCGCAGCGAAAGCGGAUGGGAAGAAUGGUGGUCGGAACCAAUCGCGUGGCGAAGAGAAGAAGGACGGCGGGAGGCGUAGCAGUGGCUCGCGCCCGCCGAAUCCGCGUCAGCACCGUGACGAGAAACGCGGAGGCGAGGUGUGCGUGUCCGAUCUGCAGCAGCACCGUGACGUGGGGCGCGGCGACGGCGCGCGCUCACCAGGCCAGCGACGGCAUCGCGAUGGGAGGCACGCUGGCGGCGCGCGCUCGCCAGAUCCGCGGCUGCAGCGUGACGAGAGGCGCGAAGGCGGCUAUCGCUCGCCUGAUCCGCGGCCGCCGCAUGACGAGAGGCGCGGAGGCGGUUACCGCUCGCCAGUUCCGCGGCAGCGCCGUGACGGAGAACGCGGAGGUAGUGCGCACUCGCCAGAUCCGCGGAGGUAUCACGGCAGGAGGAGCGAAGGGGACUCGCGCUCACCAGAUCCGCAUCACUAUCAUGAUGGGGGACGCGGAGAUGGGUAUCGCUCGCCUGACACGCAACGGUAUCAUGGAGGGAGGUGGGGAGGCGAGGCGCGCUCGACGGAUUGGCGUCAGCGACACGAGGAGAGCCGAGGAGACAGAUAUCGCUCGCCGCCGCGGCAGCGAAGCAGGGAUGGAAGGCAGGGCGGUGGGUCUCGCUCGCCUGGGCGAUACAGGCAGUGUGACGAAAGACAUGCCGGAGAAGGAGGACAGGAUCAACGCAGCAGCAGAGGGGGAGGCAGCGGGCUGA